Culex quinquefasciatus (southern house mosquito) is the source of this 4613-nucleotide messenger RNA. RefSeq names its product transcription factor hamlet. Gene Ontology annotation, molecular function: RNA polymerase II cis-regulatory region sequence-specific DNA binding; DNA-binding transcription activator activity, RNA polymerase II-specific. The record is from RefSeq and is a predicted model, not a curated record. Lineage: Eukaryota; Metazoa; Arthropoda; Insecta; Diptera; Culicidae. Gene Ontology annotation, biological process: regulation of transcription by RNA polymerase II. Gene Ontology annotation, cellular component: nucleus.
UGGAGAAGGGCAGUCUGCGAGUUGUACGACGACGUGAGUUCAACUCGCACAAUUGGUCGCGCUUUUGCCCCUUCCGUCUGGCCUCCUCUCCUUGUCUAGUCGUGGCCAAUCUGGGAGGGUGGCCAUUUGCCGGGGUUCACAGUUUGUUUCACGGCUUAACGCCGGCCACACACACCUGGGGAAUAAAAAAAAUACUAUCGUCUGUGUCGGGCGAAUAGUUCGGGUUCUGUUCCACCGGGUCCUGACGAGGAGGGUGUUUUGUUGAUGAAAAACUAUCGCGAUGUACCGAUGGUGGGUUUAGUUGGUUGUUAUCAGUGCGAUAGCUCGUAGGUGUUUGUGAGCGGAGAGUGUACUACUGGCUCUGGUACUCUGGUGGAAUUUGCGUGUGGAGUUACGAGGUUGAGCCUGCCGGUCUAUUUGUGAUAAUUUGAGGAUUACAAAGUUGGUGCUGUGGAAAACAAGAGGCAAUCUAAAGUGUAGAUUUUUUUAAUAGUGUCCUGACAAAGAGCUUUGGAGGGCCUUGAAAGCUGAAGGUUUGAGGAAUAGUUUUUGUUUUGUUUUGUGAGAACAGUACAGACAAAAAACUACAAAGCUGAUACCGUUAAGGAUGCGGUCGAAAUCCGUCGCGAGACGGUUUGCUCAAGGCAGCAGCGGAGACGAAUCGGACUCGUCGCGCGGAGUUCCGUCAAGCCUAGAAGUGCCUCCGGGUCUGCAGGUGAUCCCGCUGAACCACCACCUCCACAACAGCCACCACAGUCACAACGGUGGUGGCGGAGGAUCGGCGCUGGACGAGCUGGCCCACCAAGAACGACUUAAGCAGCUGCAAAGUGCGGAACAGUUCCUGCUGCAGAUGGCCCGGCUGCAGCCCCCACCGGACCUGGACAUCCACCAGGGCUCGGUGGUGGCCAACAAGCCGAUCCCGAAAGGAACGCAGUACGGACCAUUUUUGGGAAAGUUCUUCCGGGAGUCGCUGGAUCGACGGCAGUUUAUGGACAUGAACCUCCGCGGUUGGCUGGACGCCACGCUGGAAACGGCCAACUGGUCCAAGCACAUCCGCAGUUCCGGCAGUUUGGCGGAGGUUAACGUACAGCAGUACUUCAAGGAUGGUUAUCAAUGGUUCGAAGUGGUCUGUGAUAUCAGCCCGGGGCAGGAGUUGCUGCUGCGGCCGCGGCUGCACCGCGGAGAUGAUGACAGGAGCGACCGGGGAUCGGGUUCCCAGCACAGUGAAGCGUUCGAGGACGAGUACAACACCUCGGCGGAGUUAGAUUCUAGUCACCACAAGGAUCACCUGCAUCAUCAUCACAACAACAACAACAGCAGCAUCAGCAAUCACCACAACACCACCGGUGGCAGUAGCGCGGAUCGCGAGAACUCGCGUAACAGCAGUAGCAACAGCCAGAACGGACUCGGGCACGAGGACCAGGGUCAGGGUCAGAACAACCAGGACUCGGACGAGGACGAGGAGGGCAUCGACGCGCGGUGCGUCGUCUGCGAUCAGCAGUGCCACGAUAUCGACCAACUUGACGUGCAUCUGGUGACCUCCCAUCACUACCCGAAGGACGCCUAUCGGUGCGAAAGCUGCCCCAAGGCGUACAGCUACAGGCCGUCCCUGCUGCGGCACCGGGCGCUCGCCCACAACGAGAACCGGCGCUACCCCUGCGAGAACUGUCCAAAGGUCUUCAGCGAUCCGUCGAACCUCCAGCGGCACAUCCGCACCCACCACGUGGGAGCCCGCAGUCACGCCUGCCCAGAGUGCGGGAAGACGUUCGCGACCUCGUCCGGGCUCAAGCAGCACACGCACAUCCACUCGUCGGUCAAGCCGUUCCAGUGCGAGGUCUGCUUCAAGGCGUACACCCAGUUCUCGAACCUGUGCCGGCACAAGCGCAUGCAUGCCGACUGCCGCAUGCAGAUCAAGUGCAACAAGUGCGGCCAGAGCUUCAGCACCGUAACUUCGCUGUCCAAGCACAAGCGAUUCUGUGAUUCAACGCCGGGGGCCGCCCCCGCAGGACACCAUCCGUCAGCCGGUCCAAACGUCAACGCACCCCCGAAUAACCUGCCCCAGCUCAACAUGGCCACGCCACCGAACCCGUUCCUGAUGUUCCCCGGAAGCCCGUUCUUCGCGCCCGGAUUCCGCCCCUACCCCGGAAUCUUCCCACCCAACGCAGCCGCCCAAGCGCCCCAAUUCCCGAUGCCCUUCUUCCCCAAACCAACCCAACCAACCGCCCCCAUCGAGUUCGACCGCAAAACCCCGUCCCCGCGCCUCCUCCUGGACCCCUACAACCAACACACCAUGAAGAUCUCCCCGCCAACGGCGGAAGAAGCGACCAACCCGCUAAGACCAUCCCCGGCGCGCCCCAUCCCGGUCAACUUCAGCUCGAUCCCGUCAAUGACCUCAACGCCGGUUCCGCAGAUCCCCACAACCCCGACCAUGGAUCACCACAUCAAGGCGGAAAAUGGAUCGCACAACAGCAGCGCCGGAUCGACCCGUGGUCGCGCCGAAUCGGUGCACAGCUCCGAGGACGAGAUGCCCAUUUCGGUGGGAUCGCUGCGCGUGAAGGAUUUCUCGCUCUGCUCGACGGCUUCGUCGUCUGGGUCGCUCGAGCUGAACCAGGAGCAGCGAGCUGCGUCCUCGCUCGGCAAGAGGAAAGCUUCGAUUGAGGUGGUGAAGGAAGAGGAGGAUGACGAGGACGAGGAGGAUGACCGGAAGGAGGUGGAGCCGGAAGCUAAGAUCCCCAAACUGGAGUCCUCGGAGCAACCGCUGGACCUGAGCGUCACCAAGAAGAACAAACCGCCGCGCAGCCCGUCCCCGAUCGAGGUCACAACUCCAACGCCCACGCCAACGCCAACCCCGUCGUUCUCAAACGAACCGCCCGCAAACAACCCGGCGCCCAACUCACCGAAACCGGCCAGCAUCGCAGCCGUCGCCGCAUCGCCCUCGCCGUCCCGUAUGAUCGCCGUUCAGAGUCCUUCGGAGGCGUCGCUGUCACCGCGCCCCUCACCGUCACCAUCCGCAUCCUCGCCGGGCGCUCAACCAAUCUCGUACCCGCGCCCGAUCUAUCCGAUGCUGCUGGAGGCCAUGUACCGUCCGGGACUUCCCGGCUUUCAACGAGGGCCGGCGUUCAAUUUUUUAGGCUCCCUUGGCCAGAAUUUUGAGAUGUUGAAGCGUAACGCUGCGGCCGCGGCCGCUUCCGGCUUUCCGCCGAAGCCAUUUCACGAUGCCAUAAUGGCCAUUCCGGGAGUUGGGAAUGGGGGCAAGGUCAAGGACCGCUACUCGUGCAAAUUCUGCGGCAAGAUCUUUCCGCGAUCGGCCAAUUUGACGCGCCACCUGCGCACACACACCGGUGAGCAGCCCUACAAAUGUCGGUACUGUGAACGGUCAUUUAGUAUCUCUAGUAAUUUGCAGCGUCAUGUGCGUAACAUUCACAACAAAGAGCGCCCGUUCAAGUGUCACCUGUGCGAACGGUGCUUCGGCCAGCAAACGAACCUUGACCGGCACCUGAAGAAGCACGACGCCGACGCAGCCGGACUCGGCAUCGGCCUGGGCGAUUCGCCCUCGUCGAACGAGGCCGAACGCGAGGACUCGUGCUUUGACGAGAUCCGCUCGUUCAUGGGCAAAGUGACGUACUCGGGGGCCACCGGCGGAUUGCACCACCACCAUCACCACGGUGGCCACCUGUACACGCCGAUCGACGUGACCAGCGUCGAGCCGGAACUGGACCUGGACGGGUCGAGCGACGUCGAGAGCGAUAUGAUCAAUAUCGACUCCGACAAGGAACCCAUGAACAACAACGACACGAUCGAGGUCUCCACUUAAGGGGGUGGGACCACCUUGUAUAAAGUUCCCUGUGUUGAUUGGACCAAAAACCGACGCCACUACGCGAGGAGAUCCCAGACCUCUGUACAUAAGCGCGAGGACCUAGAAAAAGCAAGCUCUGUAAACUUACCCUCUAUGCUCACUAUUAGCUAAUUACACAACCACGAUUGACCAGGCUCACUAAAGUAUAGUAUUAUGAUACAUAAGAUCAAAACACACACACACUCUCUCUCUUGAUGAACGAUAACGUUAAGCUCAGUAGACCCACGAAGUAGAAGUAGUUUUGUACAGAAAUGCAACCCCUGACAAGUAGUUGAAUAUUUUCGGUGAUAUUGAUAUUGUUUGUAAUAAAGGAAUUUUUUUUCUUAGUCUUAGUGAUAAAAGUUAAACUUUUGACACACUUGAAAGAAUUUAGUUGAUACCAAAAAAAUGAAACGAAACACUGCACGAUGCCCCCUCUAGAGAAUAGUUACUACAAAUGGUAGGAGAAUUUUAUAUGCGUUCGGCAAACGAAUUUGAAUUUAUUUUAGUUUGUAACUUAUUAUUAUUUUUUCGUUGUUUGAGAGGAUUAAUAUAAAAAAAAACACAUUUCUACAUCUGUAAUUCAUUCAAAGCGAAGAAAAAAUCAUGAAAUCAAACUGUAAAUUACUACUACUUAUUCUACUAUUACUCUUAAUAUAAACUACUUAAAAAAACAAAACAAUUGUUAGUUAGUUAUAACCACUGCAUACAAAAAUCCUACACGAUAAGCGCAAUUUUUCCAAAUCAUACAAAAAUAAACCAAUUUCAAAACCAAAAA